Molecule: messenger RNA, 1238 nt
Organism: Coffea arabica (coffee)
Lineage: Eukaryota; Viridiplantae; Streptophyta; Magnoliopsida; Gentianales; Rubiaceae
Source: RefSeq, a predicted model, not a curated record
ACACUUUCUGUCUUGAUCUUUUUAAAUCCCAUCAAAAUCAAAGUCAAUCCUAGCUACAAACAAUCCUACAGACCAAAUCCCAAAAGUAUCAUUUCCCUCUCUCUCUCUCUCUCUCUCCAGAUGUGCAGUCCCUUCAGUUGUGGCAGCUUCAAGAAUCAAGAACGAGAUGAUUUCGAUGAAUUUUUAAGCCCACGCGGAAGUCCCAGCAGAUCAAAAAGUGCUAUUCAUGAUCAUCGUGGUAAAAGAAGAGAUAGCAAAAACCCUUAUGCAAAUCAAGGUCUUGACAAGUUCCAUGCACUUCUAGCUGAACUUGAAGACAAGAAGAAGAAGAUUUACACACAAAAAGGCUCAAAUGACAUCUCAUUCGUCUACUUCACCGAUUCGAAUUCCAACAAUUCAAAAUCCGACGAAUGGAAGCCGAUAAUAGUAAAGGUAAAGAGGCAAGAAAACACAGGUAUCAAAAAUGCCAAAGAUAAGCAAAUGAUGACGAGCUCGGAGGCAGGAGAGAAGCAUAGCAUCGAGGCCUCAAGAGCUGUUGGUCCUGAAGUUCGACAACCAAAAGAAGAGCCGAUCCAAAGACCGAAAGCCAAGAGCUGGAACUGGAGAUUAGUUUUUGAAAAUUGGAGGCACACGUUAGGCUUCUUGCCCGUGACAGUAGUCCUGAUUCUGUUGUUCCUACUUAUUUAUGGAAAAUCGUUUGCCAUACUAUGCACAACUCUUGGGUGGUACUUAGUACCUCUGAUGAAGGGCAAGAGCUCAAGUUCCGAGAGACACAAGAAGAAGAAUGAGCACUUAGCACCCGUGAUGCAGGAGAAGAGCUCAAGUUCUGACAUUCCAAAGAAGAAGAAUCGUCACGUAAGAAGAUAUUUAAGCGAAAAGAACAUGGCAAAUGAUGGAUCACCAUCAUCUUCUUCAGCUCCUUCUUCUCCAGAUAGUGUGCUAAGUGGACCAGCGGAAAAGACACCCACGCUGCAUGGUCACAGGAAGAGCUGGUCAUGAAUUUGCAUCUUGAUCGAAAUAUUUUUUUCCUUUGUGAAUUCCUCUCGCUACGGUAACCUUUUUUUUUUUUUCUUUUGUAAAUUAUUUUGUUGUUGUACCAUGUAGUAUGUUUAUGUUUGGAUUGGAAAGCAAUCAUCUUUGACGAUUUCCUGAGUGUCAAUUAUUCACUGGACAUGAAUGGAAAGCAAACCAUUUGUAUUCCAUGUUCAAAGAUAGAUAUGUCAUCACUGAUUUCAUGA